AUGGAGCUCGAAGAACACCUCAACGAAGAAAGACCUCUAUUAAAAGGGUACAGAGUGCUAGAAUUAAUUGCAAAUAUACCAUUUUUAAAGGAUGCAUCUGAGCUGUACUUACCAGCCCCAAGCGCUGAGUCACUGACGGCCAUAGCUCAAGCGAUGGGUGCUGCGGGAUUCGAAGACUACACAGAGGGCAAGGCACUUGUGAAGCGACUUAUUCCUGCAGACAGCCAGCCUGACUUGGACAUCGUUGAGCAUUUAGGAGUCAUUGGCAAGGCGGGUGUGGACUUUCCAGCGCUUCCUAACAUCCCCAACACUGGGUUCAACUGCAAGAACGUGCCUACUGGAUAUUACGCUGAUUUGGAGACUGAUUGUCAAGUGUUCCACAUAUGCGAUACGUCCCGGAAGAUAUCAUUCCUAUGUCCAAACGGCACCAUCUUUAGCCAGUCGCAUCUCAUCUGUGACUGGUGGUUCAAGGUGGACUGCGCAUCUGCCCCCGCCCUGUACGAGUCCAGUGUGGAAUACUACGCAAACGAACAGAAGAAGUCGCAAAGAGUCAGUCACAAACUAAGCAAAAACUCUGACCUACAACAAAUCGGUGCUGAUUCCCAUGCCCGAUCAGAAUCCAGGCGAGCUUCCGUAAAUAUUCCCACCACUACUGAAAGGCUAUUGAGACAUCGACAAAAACUUCAGAGUGAUAUAUUACCCAACGCACCUAACGCUCAAGCCACGGCAAGAAGCUAUCAGACACUUUUCGAAACCAGCCCGACUCAGAGAGCGCAAGCCGCUUCUGCUUUUGAGAAGAGAAGAAAAAGUCUUGUACAAUUAAUUUCAAACAACUUUGACGGUGUUCCAUUGAAGACAACGCUACCAGGCUACGAUAGUUCCACUCAGAGAAGUACGAUACCAGCUUAUGAUCAUAAUAGCCUCAAAGAAAUGCAAGUAGCGGCGGAAACAGCUUCAUUUGCUCAAAAUCAAAACAGACAAUUUCUUCAAGACUAUAACGCUAAAAACUUCAGACCGUAUCCAGUUUACACACCAAACGUUUCUCAAAAGACCGUAAAAUCUAAGAGCAAUCCCACUUUGACUACUCUGUAUGAUAUUCAAUCAAAAGAAAUGUCCCGGUACCUUCAAGAAGCGACGACUAAACGCCAAACAUUAGUUCCCUAUACUAAAAGUUACGCCAGCACUUUUAACGAAAGGCGUGAACCUUACACGAGGCCAGGAGUAUCGUUAUUAAGAGAUUUUCUGGAAAAGGAAAAAAAUAAAUCAAUAUCGGCAACAACGGAAAAAAUCGUCGCAGCAACGGCUCGCAGUGAUAAAUUCGAUAAUGCAGUAAAUUCUGAAAGAAAAGUUACUAUUGAAACCAAAGACAGUUUUGAAUCUGCAACUAAAAUUCCUCAAACAACAAGAGAUGAUAAAACUGAAACUGCGUCUUUCGACACCGAAGUAUAUUCAAGCUUGAAAUCAACAGCUCAAGAUACGACUGAAACUUCUUACAAAGAGCGGCGAGAUAGACUAAUGAGAAAACUUAACUUUGACGUGACUGAAACAACUGAACCUACUGUAGCUACUACACCUACUGACAAGUAUUUUGGUGAUCAACCCAAUAGACCUGGACUUAUUGUUCCUCCUUCAUUAACUCCUAAAACUCUACACUCUCUAGCAAUUUACUACGCUACAGCACUAGACAAUUUAUCUACAACUCCUACUCCUGAAGAGGAUGAAAACACAACAACUGCUUUUGAUGAAGACGAACCAAUUGAUCAAAGUUUACCGGCACUGUUCAGCCGUCAAACGAUCAGCAAAUAUGGUAACCUUUUUGGAAACGGUUCUAAUAAUAGUAAACUUUUAGAAGAAAUCAAGCUUGAUCCAAAUGGUACUUAUAAUGAACUCGCAGAAGAUUUAGCAGCCCAAAUGAGUCAAGGUCCUCUGGCUACCUCACCACAAAUUAGGGAAUUAGCUCAAGUAUUCACACACGCACUUUCAGCCUAUCUUCAAGACCCUGUUCAAUUCAGAAAAGUUCUUUCAGAUAUCAGACCAACUUAUCCUUCGUUCGCUGACAUGUUAACAACCAACGAAGAUUUUUCAAACACUGAACCAACAACAACGGUCAAUGAAGAGGAAGAUGAGAUAUUAGGAUUCUCAGACGAUCAUAGAGGGCACGAUUCUGAAAAUUCUAUAAGAGGAAGCAAAGCUCUGAAUCUUGAAUCUAAUUACCCUACUACAGUAGAAGACACCACAACUACAACCAAACCUAAAAUAGACCCUAUUUCUACCUAUUCACCUAAAACUUAUACAACAACAACUUAUAGGAAUCCAUUUAGAUGUUGCGGAAGAAUAUCAGCGUCCUAUACCACAGCUCCAACACCUAGGGAUGUUUAUUCUACAUUAUACCCAUUUACAAAUACGGCGGCUGUCAAAGCAAAUUCUUUAAUAAUCAAUAACAAUGAUGUAACUCCCUCUUCAGACAGUGUAACCUCCUUUAAACAUGGAAGUGGACGAAACAACAAUAACAUUUACUCAUUUGGAAAAACCGUUACCACUGAUGUAACACCUUUUAAUGAUUAUUCAGAAGUGACUACAGUCCCAACAGCAUGGGGUGUAGAUAUUGUCGAAUCCACAUUAUCUCCUAUAACUAAUUCACAUCAAAUGUUUGAAAGCAAAAAACUAAGAGCAACAACUUAUGCACCUGAAACUACACCAGUACACUUUACUGAUACUGAUAGCGUUGAGUUGGAAAACGAAGAAGAACUACAAAGAGCUCAUAGUCAGUCGUUCGUGUCGCCAAAAAAUAAUAACUUACGACAAGGAAAACAACUCAAACAAGAAAACAAAUCGGUUAAAAAGCCAUCUGAAGACUUAGAGGUGCCUACGCAGUAUACUAUUGACACUACGACGACAACGGUGCAGAUUAAUACGCAACCAACAACUACUGUUAAGGAUCAGACUGAAGGAUUGAGUACGGUGACUCCACUGACCAGUAGCAUUUUCACCUCUCCAGACAGUGACAAAUAUACAUAUGAUUUUCAAUGGCAGACUACUUUUGGAAAUUGGCAAAGCACAAUUCUCGAUCCCAUCACACUCAACGAUGGACUCAGCCAUACAGAUCGUGAACAAAAUCUUUCUGAAAAAACUCAACAACCAAGCGAGUGGUCAAAUACGGCUACGACUCCAACAAUAUUCGCAACAACGAGCGAACCUGCUGCUUCAUCAACAAUAAAUGUUGAAGUUACAACAUCGACUGACAACAACAACCAAAAUGUAAGAUAUGGUAAAUUACUUAGAGACACAACAUCCACUGAACCGGCGUUAGAUUUGUCAACUGUAACAGACACGAUUGUAGAAAAAGCGAAAGAAAUAAUGGGAGGUAUGAACGCUACCACCACGCAAAAGCUAAUGAACGUUAUGAAGAAAACUAAAUCUAAAACCGUAAAACGUUUAAUAUUAUUAUUAGUGCAAACAUGUGACGACGACCACAACUCGACCGCUGAAGCAUCAAAAAGGGCCUUACUAGAAGCACUCAUGGCUGUGUCGCAAAAGGAUAUGGAAGAGAUCGCUAAAGAAGAGGAUUUAACUGAAGCUCCAUCUACUGUCUCUGAUAUAGAUGACGUAAAAACGACAGAAUUCCACCGUCGAAUGGACAGAAUGCCAGUUCAAAGACGCGGCAAAAAAUUAAAUAUAGACGCUGAAGCCAUAAAUGCUUUAUCGAGUCCAACAACAACAGAAAGUCUGAAAACUGAAGAGACGACAGAAUUCACAACAAUCAGUACUAUCAGAACGACACAACCAGGCCGUAGAGGUGCCAGGAAGUUUGCAACGAGAACAACAGAAGCGGAACAAUUAAAAACGACAGUGACUGAUAGACCCAUCGCAGAAGCAAGAGUCGCACCCCAGGGAGAUUUAAAAGUUCAAUCUGAUACAAGAGCAUUAGAACUAUUAAGAUCGUUAUACACUAUCGCUGCGCGGUGGGGAUGAAAAGAAUGACAACAAAUUAUUUAUUUCGA
Melitaea cinxia (Glanville fritillary) is the source of this 4001-nucleotide messenger RNA. RefSeq lists its product as uncharacterized. Gene Ontology annotation, molecular function: chitin binding. Gene Ontology annotation, cellular component: extracellular region. The transcript is spliced from 4 exons. The record is from RefSeq and is a predicted model, not a curated record. Bases 1 to 3972 code for a protein of 1323 amino acids. NCBI's taxonomy places the organism in Eukaryota, Metazoa, Arthropoda, Insecta, Lepidoptera, Nymphalidae.